Molecule: messenger RNA, 819 nt
Organism: Punctularia strigosozonata HHB-11173 SS5
Lineage: Eukaryota; Fungi; Basidiomycota; Agaricomycetes; Corticiales; Punctulariaceae
Product: ubiE/COQ5 methyltransferase
Exons: 1
Coding region: 1-819 (272 amino acids)
Molecular function (GO): methyltransferase activity
Source: RefSeq, a predicted model, not a curated record
AUGGCUAGCGUAGACUCUGAACGUGUCUACAUCUCGGACCAUAGCGCGGCUCCUAUCCGGUCCCACAGCUGGCGCACCGUCGACAACUCGGCCGCAUAUCUCGUUCCCCAUCUCAAACCCGAUCUCCGCAUCCUCGACGUCGGAUGUGGUCCCGGAACCAUCACAAUCGACCUUGCUCGCCACGUCCCGCAGGGACACGUCGUCGGCGUUGAAUACUCGCCCGAUCCUCUCGACGGCGCGCGCACGCUCGCUGCCCAGGAGGGCGUGAACAACGUCGAGUUCGUGACCGGCGACGUGCAUGCGCUGCAGUACCCAGACAAUACAUUCGACGUUGUUCACGCCCACCAGGUCCUCCAGCACAUUCGCGAUCCCGUGCAAGCUCUUCGCGAGAUGCGCCGCGUCACGAAGGCCGGAGGCAUUGUUGCCGCUCGCGAAUCCGGGGCUAUGCUCUGGUACCCUCGCUUGCCCGCCUUCGACGAGUGGAAGGAACUAUACAAUAGAAUCGCGAAGGCGCGGGGUGGGAACCCCGACCCAGGCAGCUACAUCCAUGUCUGGGCCAAGGAGGCGGGCUUCGACCGUGCCAGCAUCAAGUGCUCCGUCGGAACUUGGUGCUUCAGCACGCAGGAUGAGAGAAAGUGGUGGGGCAAUAUGUGGGCGGACAGGUCCGUCGGUUCAGCGUACGCAGACAUCGCCGUUGGAGAUGGGCACUGCGCGCGGGAGGACCUAGAGCGGCUCGCUGCGGCCUGGAGAGAUUGGGUGCAGAACGAGGACGGGUGGUUCAGCAUCGCGCACGGGGAGAUUAUAUGCCGGAAAGACUAA